AUGGAAUUAGUUUCGGGGACUAUUUCAGGAAUUAGUUCUGGUAACAAUGACUAUAUAACCACACUUUUUACAGGUGAUCACUUGCCAUAUGGAAGAGAUUUCCCCGGUCAUGCUGCACCUGGAAGAUUUACUAAUGGAAGAUUAAUUGGUGAUUUUUUAGUAUCUUAUUUAGGUCUUAAAAGGGCAUUACCAUCAUAUUUAGCACCUAACUUAAGUGAUCAAGAAUUACUUAGUGGUGUCAGUUUUGCAUCUGCUGGUACUGGUUUCGAUGAAUUAACUGCACAGACGGCGAGUGUUAUCAAUAUGGAUACCCAAAUAAGAUAUUUAGGGGAGUAUUUAGAGAAGAUUAAGAAUAUUGUUGGAGCUGAAAAAAGUGGUAGUAUCAUUAAUAAUGGGUUGUUUAUUAUUAGUGCUGCUACGAAUGAUAUGGUGUUUAAUUAUUAUGAUCUUUCUUUGAAAAUUGUACAGUAUUCAUUGCCUGAAUUCCAUGAUUUCUUGCUUCACAUAUUAGUGAGCAUUGUCCAGGUAUAA
Messenger RNA from Papaver somniferum (opium poppy), 531 nucleotides. Its product is annotated as GDSL esterase/lipase At2g40250-like. The record is from RefSeq and is a predicted model, not a curated record. Gene Ontology annotation, molecular function: hydrolase activity, acting on ester bonds. The transcript is spliced from 2 exons. Lineage: Eukaryota; Viridiplantae; Streptophyta; Magnoliopsida; Ranunculales; Papaveraceae. The coding region runs from base 1 to 531 and encodes 176 amino acids.